AUGAACAAGAAAGGCAAGAUCUCUGCUGUCAUGAUGCUUAUAAUCUUUGGAGAGGAUGUCUUAGAAGAAGAGAAACCCCCAAAGAAGAGCCGUCUCUCAAAAGUCUCACAAAGAAAGAGGAAGAGAGGCCGCAGUGAUCCUGGAAGACCAGCAGAUGGUCCAGCAAAAAUGAAAGUGGCCAAGGUGACUGUUAAGUCUGAAAACCUCAUGUGCAUAAAGGAUGAAGCCCUCAGUGACAGGAAAGAUUUCAGGGACUUGCCAAAUGACCUUAAGAAGGCACACCGUCCAAACAGGGAGGCUGCUGUGGACAAGGGCAGCGAUGAAGAAAGUGAAGAUGAUUGGGAAGAGGUCGAAGAACUUAGUGAGCCUGUGCUGGGUGAGACCAGAGAAAAUGCAGCCUUCUCUCAAUCUGUUCUGCCUGUGAAGCCAGUGGAGAUAGAAAUCGAAACACCGGAGCAGGCAAAAACAAGAGAAAGAAGCGAGAGGAUGAAAAUGGAGUUUGAGACACAUCUUCGGAGGUUGAUGAAGCGUUUCAAUAAAGAAGUCCAUGAGGACACUCAUAAGGUGCACCUUUUGUGCCUGCUAGCAAAUGGCUUCUAUCAAAAUAGCAUCUGUAGCCAGCCAGAUCUGUGUGCUAUUGGCCUCUCCAUCAUCCCAACUCGCUUCACCAAAGUGCCUCCUCGAGAUGUGGACACCUACUACCUCUCAAACCUGGUGAAAUGGUUCAUCGGAACAUUUACAGUUAAUGCAGACCUUUCAGUCAAUGAGCAAGACAGCCUCCAGACCACAUUGGAAAGGAGAUUUGCCAUUUAUUCUGCACGAGAUGAGGGAGAACUCGUCCAUAUAUUUUUACUGAUUCUCCGGGCUUUGCAGCUCUUGACCCGACUGGUCUUGUCUCUACAGCCAAUUCCACUGAGGUCAUCAGCAGCAAAGGGAAAGAAACCUUCCAAGGAGAAAUUCACAGGGGGUUCUGGAUGCUCUUCAGAAACUUCUACCCAAGUUCCAGAAAAACACACCAAACCAAAGACUAGCAAAGGACCCAAACAAGAAGAAACCUUUUCUAAGGGCACUGACAAUCCAAGUGUUAAAGGAAAGAAGAGCAAGGCAGCUUCAGGCAGAAAGAAACGGAGGGAUCCCUCCUCCAGUGAGGAAGAAGAGGGCAGGUGGGGAGAGCAGGAGGAGGAAACUCGGAAACUGCCGCGUGGCCGGGAGCGGCGGGUGGCCUCCAGGGUGUCUUAUAAAGAGGAGAGUGGCAGUGAUGAGGCCGGCAGUGGCUCUAACUUUGAGCUCUCCAGUGGGGAAGCCUAUGAUUCCUCUGAUGAGAGUUCUGAACCUGGUCUUUCAAGGCAGAAGAUGGCCCCAGCUCCUCAAAGGACCAAGGCUGGGUCCAAGAGUGACUCUAAGACCCAACGUGGAAAUCACCGUAAACACCCAUGCAUUUCAGCAGCAUCCUCAAGCUCUUCAAGCAGUAAGAGAGGCAAGAACAUUUCCAGUGACAUUGAGGAGGCAGGAAGAGGGAAAGCGGCGGCAGGUGUUGACCAGUGGCUGGAGGUGUUCUGUGAGCCCGAGGAGAAGUGGGUGUGUGUGGACUGUGUGCACGGCGUGGUGGGCCAGCCUCUGACCUGUUACAGGUAUGCCACCAAGCCCAUGACCUAUGUAGUGGGCAUUGACAGUGAUGGCUGGGUCCGAGAUGUCACACAGAGGUACGACCCAGCCUGGAUGACAGCAACCCGAAAGGUCCGGGUUGAUGCUGAGUGGUGGGCCGAAACCUUGAGACCAUACCAGAGCCCAUUUAUGGAAAGGGAGAAGAAAGAAGACUUGGAGUUUCACGCAAAGCACCUGGACCAGCCUUUGCCCACUGCUAUUGGCUUAUAUAAGAACCAUCCUCUGUAUGCUCUGAAGCGGCAUCUCCUGAAAUAUGAGGCCAUCUAUCCUGAGACAGCUGCGAUCCUUGGGUAUUGUCGAGGAGAAGCUGUCUACUCCAGGGAUUGUGUGCAUACCCUGCACUCCAGGGAUACGUGGCUGAAAAAAGCAAGAGUGGUGAGGCUUGGAGAAGUGCCCUACAAGAUGGUGAAAGGCUUUUCCAACCGCGCCCGGAAAGCCCGACUUGCUGAGCCCCAGCUGCAGGACUAUCAUGACCUGGGCCUGUUUGGCCACUGGCAGACAGAGCAGUAUCAGCCUCCCGUGGCCGUGGAUGGGAAGGUGCCCCGGAAUGAAUUUGGGAAUGUGUACCUCUUCCGGCCCUGCAUGAUGCCUGUUGGCUGUGUCCAGCUGAACCUGCCCAAUCUACACCGUGUGGCCCGCAAGCUAGACAUCGACUGUGUCCCGGCCAUCACCGGCUUUGAUUUCCAUGGAGGCUACUCCCAUCCUGUAUCUGAGGGGUACAUUAUUUGCGAGGAAUUCAAAGAUGUGCUCCUGACCGCCUGGGAAAAUGAGCAGGCACUCAUUGAAAAGAAGGAGAAGGAGAAAAGGGAGAAGCGGGCUCUGGGGAACUGGAAGCUGCUGGUCAAAGGACUGCUCAUCAGGGAGAGGCUGAAGCUUCGUUAUGGGCCCAAGAGUGAGGCAGUAGCUCCCCAUGCGGAUGCAGGUGGACUCUCUUCUGAUGAAGAAGAAGGGACCAGCUCUCAAGCAGAAGUGGCCAGGAUCCUGGCUGUCUCCUGGCCUCAAAACCGAGAAUCUGAAGAAAAGCAGAAGCUGAAGUGCCCCAAGAAGACCAAAAAGGAAAAGAAAGCAGCAGCUUCCCAUCUGUUCCCGUUUGAGAAGCCAUGAUCUGAGCACCCACCUGGUUGUUGCUUUGCUUCUGCAGAGCCACGCCUGCCCUGGGGGUGCCCAGGCCCACUGGUGGUGUCCCCUCUGCUGAGAAGGCAAACAGGAGCAGUGCGCACUGCAGAUGUGGGCUGGGCCAAGGUGCUGUGAGUCUGGUGUGUCCCUAGCCCUUGUCACACUCACCUAGGGUAGGCUUCCAAACCUUUUUGCUACCAAAGCCCACUGUAGAGCAGAACACUUCCCCGGGAGACACAUUCCUGUCUCCUGGACCUGUUCUUCCCCUCUUUGGGAAUGGGGUCAGUUUUUUUAAUAGAAACCACUGGGAAAUUUUUGGAUGAUGGUGCAUGUAGAAAUGCACCAGUACUUUCUUCCAGUUAGUCUUCAUCUGUCAGACACUUGUGCUGUCGCCUCUCUUGCAGACUUAGGACCCUUUCUCUGCAGGCUACUUACUAAUGCUAAUACUGCCUAAGGCUGCCUCUUUGUGGUAGGGGAGAGAGCAAAUGACAAAUACAGGUCAUCUCAGACACGGUUUUGUUGGAGUCUUUUUUGAAAUAAUAAUUUGUGGUGGCAGAAGACUACAACAGAGAGCUAAAAUCAGGAAAGACACUAAUUGAGAACUAAGAACAUGUUAGAGGAUCAGUGUUAUUACUGGAUAAAUUUACAAAGAUCUAUGCACUGUAGAUGUUCAGGAGAAAUAACUUUUAUAACAUUUUGAGAGAAAAAUAAAGCAUUUAUCUAAAAAGA
Molecule: messenger RNA, 3510 nt
Organism: Galeopterus variegatus (Sunda flying lemur)
Lineage: Eukaryota; Metazoa; Chordata; Mammalia; Dermoptera; Cynocephalidae
Gene: XPC
Product: xeroderma pigmentosum, complementation group C
Exons: 16
Coding region: 1-2769 (922 amino acids)
Biological process (GO): nucleotide-excision repair; mismatch repair
Cellular component (GO): cytoplasm; XPC complex; nucleotide-excision repair factor 2 complex
Molecular function (GO): damaged DNA binding; single-stranded DNA binding
Source: RefSeq, a predicted model, not a curated record